AUGGCAGCAGAUUGGUCUCAGCUUCCACGUGAGCUUCUGCAACUAAUAUCACAAAAACUUAACAGGGAACUUUACCUCAUUCGCUCUCGUUCCGUCUGUUCUUGGUGGCGAUCUUCUAUCCCAAAUUACUAUCAAAAACACUAUUUACCCGUAAAGUUUGGACAACUCUCCUGCCAACUAUUCGGUUCCCACACCAACGUUGAUGCCAUUAGCUACCUCAUCAAACACGACAUUUUUCUCAUCAAACCACCAAAACACAAACAAACUCUCCACCAGUGCCCUUGGUUAAUCAGAAUUGGACCAAAUUUUGACGGCAAAACCCAACUCCUGUACCCUUUCUUAUUUAACUCCUACAAACCUUUACCAUCUUGUUUCAAUAAUGUUCUCGACUUCAACAAACUCUCUGUCAUCCAUCUUCGACAGAUGUCCUACAUCUAUUGCAGGUGUUGUUUAAAGUCAUAUGUUGCCACGUGUCAGGGGGAACAACCUCUAGUAUUUCUGACAACUGAUUUACAUGGGAAUCCUAUUAUGUUUCGUUGCGGGGACGACCGUUCAAAGACGAUCCCCAACAUGUCAGCCAACAUGUCAACCUUCCGUGGAAGAUAUGUUUGCUAUUUUAGAGGGAGGCCUUGUAUGGUAGACAAAACUGGUCGGACUGUUAUGAUUGAAUCAGACUUGAGCUAUCAUUUUAUAGCUGAGCCUGUGAUUGGCGGAGAAAGUAAAUUCUUGGUCGAGACUAGUGACUUUCAGUUGUUGCUAGUGGAUAUAUAUAAAAAUGAUGAUCGUGUUAUUGUAAGGAUUGAUGUGUUUAGGCUUGAUGAGAAGCAGAAAAAGUGGGUGAAGUUGACUAAUUUAGGAGAUUUGGUUUUGUUCUUGGAGAGUGAUUAUUCGUUCUCAGCAUGUGCUUCAGAUUUGGGUUUAGGGAGCGGCAAUUGUGUGAUCUAUAAUAAUGGUAUUACUCUAGAUUUCAAUAUGAGUGUUUUUCACUUGGAUCAGGGUCGGAUUUCCCCUCUGUCUGACUAUCCUGAUCAUUUGAAGAUGUUCGGGCCGCCUCCAGAGUGGAUCGCGGAGUUGCAUUCAUAA
Messenger RNA from Medicago truncatula (barrel medic), 1083 nucleotides. RefSeq names its product F-box protein SKIP23. NCBI's taxonomy places the organism in Eukaryota, Viridiplantae, Streptophyta, Magnoliopsida, Fabales, Fabaceae. Bases 1 to 1083 code for a protein of 360 amino acids. The record is from RefSeq and is a predicted model, not a curated record. The transcript has a single exon.